This is a messenger RNA of Crotalus tigris (Tiger rattlesnake), 2208 nucleotides long. It is a transcript of the gene NOLC1, whose product is annotated as nucleolar and coiled-body phosphoprotein 1. Gene Ontology annotation, molecular function: protein binding. The transcript has 14 exons. The coding region runs from base 44 to 2098 and encodes 684 amino acids. NCBI's taxonomy places the organism in Eukaryota, Metazoa, Chordata, Lepidosauria, Squamata, Viperidae. Gene Ontology annotation, cellular component: nucleoplasm; nucleolus. The record is from RefSeq and is a predicted model, not a curated record.
CAGAGCAUCCGGCGCGACGACUCCGCUUCUUCCGGCGGGCAAGAUGGCGUCGGGGCGUGCGGUGCCGAGUGACUUGUUCCCGCUGGUGCUCGGCUUCUUGCGGGAGAACCAUUUCGAUAAGGCGGCGCGGGCUUUUGGGAAAGCGGCUGGAGUGACUGAGCAAGAUCCAAAUGCUGCUUCUCUCCUUGAUAUCUUCAAUUAUUGGCUAAAAUCACCUAUUGCCAAAAAACAGCGAGCAUUGACCAAUGAGUCUCCUGCAAAGAAGACAAAGAAAGAAUCAUUAUCUAGGUACGAAAGUUCCAGUGAAAACGAAAUUCCUCCAGUCAAAAAACAAGCUGCAAAACCAGUGACUAAGCUCCCAGUAUCACUAAAGGCAACUCCAGGCAGCUCUGACAGCAGCAGUACUGACACCAGCGAUUCCACAGACUCUGAGCAAGAAAAGAAGAAUCAAGCAAAGAAGGGAAUAGUUCUCCAAUCAACCGUCCAAAAAACAAAGCCCCAGAAGACAUCUAAGAGUUCGGAUUCAAGCAGCUCAGAAGAUGAAACGCCAAAGCAACAACUACCAAAAUCAGAAAGAGCCCCAAAAGUCACAAAACUGGCCUCUACAUCAGCAAAACCUACCAAGCCGACGUCCAGAACUACCAAUGGCAAAGCAGAGAGUAGCAGUAGUAGCAGCAGUGAUGAGACGAAUAGUGAGGAUUCCAGCUCUGAAGAGAAUCAGCCUGUCAAAGGUAAGCUGAAGAAACUUCCACAGCACAAAAACAACACUGCCCAGCCACUUCCAGUCAAAAACAAGCCUGGGAAGAAGAGCAGCAGUGAGUUUUCUUCUUCUUCUUCUGAUGAUGAUGAUUCAGAACAUGAAAAACUAGCCCCAAAGCCCAAGCGUGGAGAGUACUCUGCUGUGCCACCCCCUUUAGCCAUAGAAGCAACGAAAGGCAAAGCACACCCCACUAAAAAGACCUCUAAGAAGAAGGGAGAAGAUAGUAAGAAAAAAGAGCAAGCAAAGAAACCGUCAACUGAAGGGUCUGUGGUUAAAAAAGCAUCUGCCUCCAAAUCUCUUCCUGUUCAUAUCCAAAAAGGACAUAAUUCUUCGGAGAGUGAUUCAGAUUCUAGCUCUGAAGAAGAAGAAAAGAAAGUUUUGGUCAAAUGCUCUGCCAAAGCCAUUUCAGCAAACGGUGCUGCUAAAUCCGUUCCAUCCAAGAAAGCGAGCAGCUCCUCUGAUUCCUCAGAUUCUGAUAGUUCUGACAGUGUUCCUGAGAAAUGCGCAGUUAAGACAAGCAUAAAGAAAGGGAAAAAACCUCCCGCAGUGCCAGCAAAGAAAGUGGAAAGUAUCGUUCAAGAUAAGACUGUUCAUAAAAAAAAAGGCACAAAGGCUGUCAAAACAGCGCCCAAAUCCAGCACCCCUGUCUCUAAACCAAAGAGUUCUGAGUCAAGCAGCUCAAGCAGUGAAGAAGAGACUCAGCCAACCCAGAAAGCAGCUAGCAAACUCUCAGGGCCUAGCAGUUUGGUCAACAGCAAGCAAAGCCCAGCUGAGAGCAGAACCUCUUCCGAGAGUUCCUCUGAUGAACAGUUUAAAGUAUCUGAACGAAGAGAAAGAAAGAGAGAACAAAAUAAUUGCAAAGCAGCAAAAAAAGCGCUAAAACCCUCAGCCAACUUGGUGGGCAAAACACCUGCAUCAAAGACUUCAACAUCUGAAGCGCUGAAUACGGCAAACAGUAGUAGUUCUGAUGAAGAGGCCACAAAAGAAGCAGGCUUAUCCCCAAAAAAGCGGAAAAGGAAAAAUGAACAAGAGUUGGAGACACCGGAUAUCAAGAAGAUGAAAGCCAGAAGUCCUCAUACAUUCCCAAAAUCAAAGCAGCAAUCCAGUCCUUUUCGCAGAAUAAGAUCAGAAGAAAUAGAAAUAGAUAUGCGAGUAGCAAACAAUUCCUUCGAUGCCAAGAAAGGAGCUAUGGGUGACUGGGGUGAAAAAGCAAAUGAUGUUCUGAGAUUUACAAAAGGUAAAUCCUUCCGACAUGAGAAGACGAAGAAGAAAAGGGGAAGUUAUUGUGGUGGCACUAUCUCUACACAGAUAAACUCCAUCAAAUUUGAAAGUGAUUAAACUUUGGAAGGGGAUUCCAAUUAAACUCAAAAGUUUCUAACUUUGCAUCAUUUUAUGUUACAGCACACCUGAUAAGGUGAUAAAUAAACAUACCUUAUUUUUAAUUCUUA